AUGAAAGAACUGACCAAAGAAGAAAAAAGCACUACUGGUUCUUCUCUUUCUUCUUAUCCCAACCAGGAUUACAUAAUUACGCCCUUAACAUGUGAAGAUCCAUAUGAAAAUCUAGGUAAAGAUUCUCACGAUACGUAA
Cetraspora pellucida is the source of this 138-nucleotide messenger RNA. The record is from the annotation of a GenBank genome assembly. Lineage: Eukaryota; Fungi; Glomeromycota; Glomeromycetes; Diversisporales; Gigasporaceae.